CGCGCCCCUCGAGCCGCUCUGCUCGUGACCACAGGAAGUGAUGCAGUGCACGGUGAUAAAUCUGUGUCCUGUGACUCAUGCUGGGUGAAGAUGUUUACCUGGAGACACACUAGGAGCUCUUCUACAUACUUGGUGUAAUCCGGGAAGCGAAAUGGAUCCUUCUAGAAGAAGUGAGAGCGACUGGCAAGGGCUAGUGAACGAGUUCCUGGUGUGUAAGAGAAAGCUGGAGAGUAAGAAGGAGGCGCUGCUGAUUCUGUCCAAAGAGCUGGAUACCUGCCAGCAGGAGCGUGACCAGUUUAAGCUGAUGGCCAAUCAGCUGCGAGAGCGCCACCAAGUGCUGAAGAAGAAAUACAGAGAGCUUAUUGACGGUGACCCGACUUUACCACCAGAAAAAAGGAACCAAGUGAAUUUAGCACAGCUGCUGCGUGAUGCUGAGGGGAAGAACAGAAAGCUGAGUGAUGAACUGAAAGAGCUGAAUCAGCGAUUAGUAGAGGUUCAAGGUGACAACAAGCUGCUGAGGAUGACCAUCGCUAAACAACGCCUCGGUGAUGAAGAGGUCGGGGUUCGCCACUUUCCGGCCCACGAGAGAGAAGAUCUCGUACUGCAGCUGGAAAAAGCUCGAGAGCAGAACUCGGAGCUGGAGCAGAGCGUGAAGGCGGCCGUGGACGAGCUGCAGGACGUGCGAGCAGAAAGAAACGUGUAUCAGGAGAAAGCUCACCGCCUCAACAUCGAGCUCAACCACAUCCUGAGACGCCACGACGGCCGGUUCCUAGACGUGGACGCUCUGUGUAUGGAGAACAGAUACCUCCAUGAACGCUUUGUACAGCUUCAAGAAGAAGUCUCUCUCCUCAAAACCAAUCUGAUGAAGUACAAGACUGCACUGGAGAGUAAGAAGAACUGUAAAGUGUACGGCAAGACCAACAGUAGUGCACUGACUGGAGUGCUCUCAGCUAAACAAGUUCAGGAACUGCUGCUGUCCGAGGAAAACGGCUGCAGUCUGCCGGUGACGCCGCAGUCCAUCAGCGACCUGAAGUCUUUAGCCACAGCGCUGCUGGAGACCAUCCACGAGAAGAACAUGGUCAUUCAGCACCAACGCCAGACCAACAAGAUUCUGGGUAACAGAGUAGCAGAACUGGAAGGGAAGCUGAAAGCGCUGGAGAUGUCCGGACUGUGGAGUUUGCCUGGCAUUACCUAUAACGUGUCUGUGGGACUGGGGAGUAUGUUUCUUCUCCUUCUGCUUAAAUAUUUCUUUCUCGUGUUUGUCAGAACGCUUGUUCGUAUACUGUAUAAAGGCCGUGUGGAAUCUACCUGCAGUUUAACUAGUGAUGAACUGAAGUGCGAUUUAUUGACAGGAGGACGAGACGUGAUUAUUCUGAGAGAACACCAGCGAGUCCAGACGUCGGCGGGUCACGCGGUGCGACUGCGGCGCGGCUCCGGGGGUGAGACUGUACAUCACUCACUGAUCCUGGAUCACAGGAACAAAGUCAUGCUUUCCAAUUUGGAUGAAGUACAAAACGGAGACGAAGAGGUCGUAACCGGAGAGGAAGUGACAGAAGACACGGCUCUUACUGCUGAGGAGUUUUCCAGGCCACAUCAUCAUCAUCAUCAUCAUCAUCACAGCACAGUCUGUUUAGAAACAACACACACGUCCGAAUCCAGCAGACCGAACCGUCUUACAGAAACCUCCAGCAGCUCACAGAAGAGUCCUGCGAAGGCUUUAACACAUGAGCCAGAAACAAUACACAGUGAGAAAGAUCUGGCAACCCAGGACCAUGCUAGCACAAGCACGCCUCCAGCAACGGAUGCUAGGAAAGUGGGCGGAGCUCAAGCCACAAGUUCUGAGGACAGUCCUGAUAUUCCGAUGGAAGGAUCAGAGAGAGACGUAUGUGACGAGACGGUGUGUGACACGGAGCGCUCAGGAACGUCUGAACCCAGAACAGAGGAGAUCACAGAGGACACGAUGAGAGAAGACACAUAGAACACACAACUCUUAAUGAAACACUGCACCCUAACACACAAUCACGGCUUCUACACUUUUGCAAUGCGUCUUUUACGAUAAGUUCAUGCUCUCGUAGCCUUCAUAACCAAUCAGUCAGUUUUUUUUUUGGUCUUGCUAACGUAUCUGUAAGAAACAUUAAUUCUCCUGAUGUCCAUCUUCCCCUGUUAAAAAACACAAAUUUACAAAGAAGGAACACAAACUUUAUCUCAAGCGCAUAAACACCGUGUCACUCGCUAGCGAGUCGACUCUUCGAACAGAUCUUUUAAGCGAGUUGACUCAGGUACACGUUUCUCCGGUACAAGUCGUCUUACUUUUGUCGUGUUUUAAUCAAAACGUUUCCACAGAUCGUAAGAUUUUAUGCCAAGUGUCCGGCUAAAGUUAGACAAAGGAGAACAAUUAUGUUUGUUUUAGAAAAAAUAUGACAAGUGAGUCAUUUAAGAACUGAAAUAGUUGACUUUUAUUGGUCAAAUGAAGUAAAUAGAGAAAACAGCUUUAAAAGCUAAUAGUCUUGGGUAUAUUAAAAAAAAAGGUUAUUUUUUGUUUAUUACUACACUUUAUUAACCCAACACUGAUACUGAUAGCGAUUCGAUUAACACCGAAAAAUCAAAUCAAGUGCAUCUGUGUUUGUAUGCGUCUGUUUUUCAGAGAUUCACAUGUGAUAAAACAUUUUUAAAAUCCUACGCACGACAGACUUCGGAGGAAAAGACAAGAUAAACAUUUUUAAAUGUUUACACCGAUGGACUGUGGCUCGUUAUAAACAGGAUGUUGGACAGAACAAGUUUCAGGUGACUUAGCAAAAGUGUUACUCUGUGUGUCAAACAAGAUCGGAUCACACAAACACAUGCUGAAGUCCACGGUGAUAGAAACACACACUACAGUAUGUAAGGAACAUCAUCAGUGUUCAGUGUGGUGUGAUAAAAAGGAGUUACUGGUUUAUUCCUCUUACAUCACUGCACCUUCCCAGUGCUGUUUAUCCAUUUAAACAAUUACAUACAUUACAUUUAAUGUCGUGAAACGUCGUCUCACAAAGCGCUGACACUGGAGACUCCUUCCAUAAAAUGUUAAAUAAACAUCAAAGACAUUAAAGAAAACAUCGCUCUAAGUUUACACGAGUUCUUUUUAACCUGUUUGUGUGGAGCGACUGCCGUACGAGUCACUGUGAGCCAUUAAUACUGAAAAUUCUCUUAUGCCAAAAAAACACCUUCUGAGCCAUCAGAAGACAGAUUUCAGUAUUAAUUGAACAAAUCCGAAGGAUCGUCGUCCUCAGGCUGUUCGUUACAGCAGCGUUUUUUACACAUCACCGUGGUAACGCCGUA
Tachysurus vachellii is the source of this 3315-nucleotide messenger RNA. RefSeq names its product coiled-coil domain containing 149b (gene ccdc149b). The coding region runs from base 152 to 1978 and encodes 608 amino acids. The record is from RefSeq and is a predicted model, not a curated record. NCBI's taxonomy places the organism in Eukaryota, Metazoa, Chordata, Actinopteri, Siluriformes, Bagridae. The transcript is spliced from 12 exons.